This is a messenger RNA of Puccinia triticina, 849 nucleotides long. RefSeq lists its product as uncharacterized. The coding region runs from base 1 to 849 and encodes 282 amino acids. The record is from RefSeq and is a predicted model, not a curated record. Lineage: Eukaryota; Fungi; Basidiomycota; Pucciniomycetes; Pucciniales; Pucciniaceae. The transcript has a single exon.
AUGGUUCCCACCAACAGCAACCCGAGUUUCAAGACACUGGCAGUGCAGGUUCUGCUAUCGUAUUGUAUCUUCCUCAACACAGUUUACGGCAUGAUGUCCUUCAAAAGCGGAAGGAGUGCAGACGCUUUGGUUGAAACAGCUGGAGGACUAAUAGGGACAGACAAUCUGAACUCGGCGUUCGGCGCUGGAAAAGGAUUGGGGACUUCCAUGCAGGACACAACCAAGCUAGGUGGCGCCGGAACGACAACUGUGAAGACUCAGGAUCUCGCGACCAUGAGAGACGGUAGCACACUAAAGAAAGAUGAAGAUGCCAUGAAAUUUCGUGAUCUCAAUGCAGAUAAAACGAUUCCUCUCGAGCGGCCAGACCUUCGAUCCAGCGAGGAAACGAUUGCAGAGCGCAUGAAGCAAAGUACAAGUGACGUCCGAGGGCAGGGUGCUCCCCCUGAAAUGGCACCCUCGUCCCAGGCGCAAUUGGAAAGUUCGAGAAUCCCAGACGCCGCGAGUGUUGGCCAACAAGCCAAAAUGCCCCAAGAGGCCAAAGUCGCCAGCACCAAGAGAGUAACUUGGGCGGAACAGGAUAAACCGGACCAGAGGGUGGCUGAAGCACAAGUAACCGAUGUACCAGCGUCAACCCGUAGUUCGAGAGGAAUGAAGCAGGAUUUAUCAAAGAUAUUUUCUCCAUCAAAGAAGACUCAAACGGAGCAGUCUACAGUGGGGAAAUCGACUGGAUCAACCAAACUCCAGAUACGACCCCAGCGCUCCUCGCUGAGUUUGGAUCCAGACUCAAAGGCAAGAAGGACCCGAAUGAACCAAUUGAGGGCCGCACUGAGCAAUCCUGAAGAGGCUUAA